AUGUCGAGACCCAACCCGCUCCUGCGCCUCUUCAGGCAGUACUCGACACAGACGUCUCCUGCCUCCGCCCGCACAUGCCGCGCCCCACCCCGUCCGCAAUGCCUGCGCGCCCGCCGCUCACCACCCAACGUCGUCUUCUUCGCCCAGCGCCGCUACGCACACGGGCCGGACGGGCUGGACCCGAACUUCGUCUCGAUCCUCGACCGGCCGGCCAAGAUGGCGCGCGUGGGCAAGCAGCACGGACCCGGACUGAUUAUCCUGGCCAUCAUCCCCAUCACGGCGUUUGUGCUGGGCUGCUGGCAGGUGCAGCGGCUGGGAUGGAAGACGGAGCUGGUGGCGCGGUUCGAAGACCGCUUGACGUUCCCGCCGCUGGAGCUGCCGCUGCGGAUCGACGAGAGUGCGGUGGAGAGCUUCGACUACAGGCGGGUGUACGCCAAGGGCGUGUUGCGGCAUGAUCAGGAAAUGCUGAUUGGGCCGCGCAUGCUGGACGGCGAGGAUGGCUAUACGGUCGUCACGCCGCUGGAGCGCACAGAUGAGCGGGGGAACAAGCACAAAGUGCUGUGUUGCCGCGGGUGGAUCAGGAAGGACGCGGCGAAGCAGUGGUUUAGGAAGAGUAAUGGCGCGCUGCCCGAGGGUGAGGUGGUCGUCGAGGGACUGCUGAGGAUCCCGCCAAAGGGGAAUCUGUUUACGCCCAAGAACGAACCUGAGGCGGGCAAGUGGUUCUUCCCCAGCGUCGACGAGAUGGCUGAGUGGAGUGGGAGCCAGAAGGUGUGGAUUGAGGAGACGAUGACGCCGGAUUUGCUCACCAAUUAUGAGCGCGAGCCCAAAGGAGUGCCCAUUGGGCGGGCGCCCACAGUCAACUUGAGGAACAACCACACACAGUACAUCUUCACAUGGUACGCACUGAGCUUUGCCACCUCCAUCAUGUUCUGGAUGGUGGUCAAGAAGCCGCUCUCCGGCACACAACGGCGGGUGCGCCACAGCUCGGAGUGGUCUUAA
This is a messenger RNA of Ascochyta rabiei, 999 nucleotides long. RefSeq names its product surf-like protein. The record is from RefSeq and is a predicted model, not a curated record. The transcript is spliced from 3 exons. NCBI's taxonomy places the organism in Eukaryota, Fungi, Ascomycota, Dothideomycetes, Pleosporales, Didymellaceae. Gene Ontology annotation, biological process: mitochondrial respiratory chain complex IV assembly. Gene Ontology annotation, cellular component: mitochondrion; membrane. Bases 1 to 999 code for a protein of 332 amino acids.